GGUCGAGCAACCACCCAUGGAGGAGGACAGCAAGAAGAGCCCAUCCUCAUCCCGAUCUCCGAUGGCGAUAGAGGAGGAGCAGGGGUUUCCCGCGGGUCUGAAGGCGGAGGAGUACGCGGAUCUGCGACACAGGGUGGAGUCGCACCACCGGUACCAGGUUGGGCCGGGACAGUGCUCCUCCCUCCUCGCACAGCGGAUCCGAGCCCCUGCCGCCACCGUCUGGUCGGUGGUCCGGCGGUUCGACCGCCCCCAGGUCUACAAGCACUUCAUCAGGAGCUGCGCCGUGAAUGGCGGCGGGGAGAUCCGGCCGGGGUGCCUCCGCGAGGUGAGUAUCAUCUCCGGCCUCCCGGCGAGCACCAGCACCGAACGGCUGGACGUCCUCGACGAGGCCCUGCGGAUGACCGGCUUCACCAUCGUCGGUGGCGAGCACCGGCUCCGGAACUACCGGUCCGUCACCACCGUCGACGAGCUCCGAGGGAGCGGCGGGACGUGGGCGGUGGUGCUGGAAUCUUAUGUGGUGGACGUGCCGGAGGGCAACACGGAGGACGACACCAGGCUCUUCGCCGACACCGUCGUCCGCCUCAACCUCCAGAAGCUCGCGUCCGUGGCAGAGGCGCAGCCCUUGCCGGCGGCGGCAGCGGUGUAGGGGGAGCUCAGAGAACUGACCCCGCCGCUCACGACCCGAGGAGAGAGGUGGAGAGUUUGCCUUCGGGGAUGGCGAUGUGACGUAAUAAUGACGUGUUUCAAAUGGUUACAUUACCAAAAACACGCUUCUAUUCUUCCAAUAUCGCAGUAGACCCUCCGCGGUCGGUCUCAGUCACCCAUCUUUUGCGGCCACAGGCGAUGUUCCAGUCAUUCUCUUCUUCUUUCGGUCUCUUUCCCUUUGCUUGUUUGUGGUGGUGACAUAGAUUGGAUCUCAGAAAAGCUUCCAAGGAAACGCUUGUUCUACAAUAAACCACCACAGCUGUGUGUGUGUGCGCGCGCCUGAGAAAAGACUAAAGAUAUGGUGCUGAUGCAUCUCAUGUGGCCUAUCAUCUUAUUAUUAUAUGAUGGCAUCUCUUUGGCUGUUGA
This is a messenger RNA of Musa acuminata AAA Group (dessert banana), 1071 nucleotides long. Its product is annotated as abscisic acid receptor PYL10-like. Gene Ontology annotation, cellular component: cytoplasm; nucleus. Gene Ontology annotation, molecular function: abscisic acid binding; signaling receptor activity; protein phosphatase inhibitor activity. NCBI's taxonomy places the organism in Eukaryota, Viridiplantae, Streptophyta, Magnoliopsida, Zingiberales, Musaceae. The transcript has a single exon. The coding region runs from base 17 to 646 and encodes 209 amino acids. The record is from RefSeq and is a predicted model, not a curated record. Gene Ontology annotation, biological process: abscisic acid-activated signaling pathway.